Messenger RNA from Linepithema humile (Argentine ant), 3294 nucleotides. RefSeq names its product Protein EFR3 homolog stmA (gene stmA). Lineage: Eukaryota; Metazoa; Arthropoda; Insecta; Hymenoptera; Formicidae. Gene Ontology annotation, cellular component: plasma membrane. The record is from RefSeq and is a predicted model, not a curated record. Gene Ontology annotation, biological process: protein localization to plasma membrane.
CGAUCAAAGUAUAUAUACGUAUCCACGUUCACGAUCCAACGUAACUGUCAUUGCUGUCACUUUAAGCAAGAGCUGACAAGAUGUUUGGUUGUUGUUGGUGUUGCUCUGCGUUACGUCCGAGAUAUAAAAGACUCGUUGACAAUAUUUUUCCAGUGAAUCCUCAGGAUGGCUUGAUUAAAAAUAAUAUGGAGAAACUGACAUUCUAUUCACUGAGCAGUCCUGAAAAGUUGGACAGGAUUGGAGAGUAUUUGUUUCAACGGGCUUCCAGAGAUAUUUACAGGAGGAGAAAUGGCUUUGUUAUUAUUGCCAUGGAAGCAAUGGACCAACUUCUGGUUGCUUGUCACGCACAAACUUUGAAUCUCUUUGUUGAAAGCUUUUUGAAGAUGGUGCAGAAAUUGCUGGAAUCUACAGAUCCUCAGUUACAAAUUCUGGCAACGCAGUCUUUUGUUAGAUUUGCCAACAUUGAAGAAGAUACACCCUCUUACCACACACGCUAUGAUUUCUUUGUAUCAAAAUAUUCUGCAAUGUGCCAUUCCAAUAAUGACGAUCCCGCUAUACGCAAACAAAUCAGGCUUGCUGGAAUUCAAGGAUUGCAGGGUGUUGUAAGGAAAACUCUUUCAGAUGAUCUCGUAGAAAAUAUCUGGGAGCCUGUACAUAUGGAUAAAAUUGUACCAUCAUUGCUUUAUAACAUGCAGAAUUCAAGAUACGCUGAUAAAGAAGAUCCAACACCAGACAGCCCAACGGAAGAACGAUCGGAUCCACCGCAAUUUGCAGAAACUUGUAUGCGCGAAUUGAUUGGGCGCGCAUCAUUCGGUCACAUCAGAUGUGUCAUAAGACCUGUAUUAAGACACUUGGAUAAUCAUCAAUUGUGGGUUCCUAAUUAUUUCGCAAUUCAUACAUUCAGAAUAAUUAUGUUUUCUAUCCAGUCGCAAUAUUCGUACACUGUGGUGGAAGCUUUAAUGACACAUCUCGACGAUCAUUCAAAGUCGUCCCCAAAAAUUCGCACUAGUAUAGCUGAUACUUUAUCCAAAAUUAUAUCAAUCGCUGCAGGUGAAAGCGUUGGUCCAUCUGUAUUGGAAAUUAUAAACUCCUUAUUGUCUCAUCUCCGGGUUAGCGUGACGAGAAACCAAUCGUCGAGUAGUGAUGAGCAAUUAUACCAGGAAGCUCUUAUUAACGCCCUUGGAGAAUUCGCGAAUCAUCUUCCGGAUUAUCAGAAAAUUGAGAUCAUGAUGUUCAUCAUGAGUAAGGUUCCGUACAGCCAGCCAGAUCGUAUCGUAUCGGUCGGCAAAGGAGAUGUAUUACUUCAGAGCAUACUCUUAAAAUCGCUAUUAAAGGUUGGCACCAAGUACCAAACUAUUCAUUUGAACACAACAUUCCCUCCCAGUUUCUUGGAUCCGUUGCUGAGAAUGUCACUAGCAGCUGAUGCCGAAAUGAGGCUUCUUGUACAGAAAAUAUUCCAUACUUUAAUCGACAGACAUCGGAAUAUCACAAAGCUCGCUAAGCCAACUGUAAUUGUAGCGGAACUUGGUCUUGCUAUUGAGAAGGCUUCGAGACCCGACGUGAUCUUUAUUCGAAAGCAUGGUCCUGAAAUCUACCUCGCGUUAUACGAAUCGUUAGAGUUGUCUAGCAAUACUGUUGAUAAUGUGGAAUCUAUUUAUACUACAUUGGCGUUACUCGCCAUUGAAUUGGCUUCCGAGGAAACUGUAUUGGAGUUAUUGAGAUUGGUGUUGAGCCUACAGGAUUUGGCACUGACAAGUGCUCAGAUUAGCCUUUCACUUAAGUUCAACUUACAUGCGAUAGUUAUCAGCUUAUUAAUUUUAAUAUCAUAUGUAUGUAAUAUUACUGCUCUAAUGGACUAUGCGAAAAAGGUAGUAGAAGCGCGCCGAAAUGAUAGUCCACACUUGCUACCGGAUUUGCAAUCUCAGUACGAUACUGGUCUGACGUCCAGAUUGGCGCCUGCACUUUUGGUCGAUCAAACCGUUGUCAGUGAGUGCCUGAAGGGUGUCGGCCUUGAUGGAAAAUUGCAACAAGGCUCGGGCUACAGCAGCAGUUCUUUACAACAUAGGCAUUCCUGGGUUGACAGCGCUGGACGGAAUUCACUGGCUGACAUUAACUCUGGAGGUCCGGAAUUGGACAGCGGAGGUUCAUCACCUGGAGUACAGAAGAAAUUACCUGGAGAGGAAUUAACAUUUGAAAGCAUGAAAAGAAUUCUGACAGAAAGUAACAAUAACCAUGUAGUGGAGGAAGAGAAGCGAAUGCAACUUUCUCAAUUCUUUAGAAAUGCACCGUUUCAAGAUUUAGUAUCAAAGACACAGCCAAAGCACGAUGUUUUACAGAGCAAAUUGUCAGAGAUAUUUAACACUUUAUCUGUCGAUCCACGCAACACAGUUCCUACAACUGGACCACAGACAGAUGCUAACAAACCAAGUCAAACUCCAGCAUACGAAAUUCAUUUUCCAGAAUUGUUUGUAUAUUAAAUGGUUAACAUUCUUGUUGCAUCAAUAUUAGCCGAAAUGUAGUGUUGAAUUGCAUUAGAUCCUCUACACAUACAUAUGUGUUCCAAUACAUAAACAGUAGCUCCUGCAUUUUAAAGGUAUUGAUUUUUAUGUACAUAAUAAAAAGUAGAACAAAUAAUAUUUUUAUGUUUUAUAUAGUUGAAGAUAUAUAUAUAUAUUUCUUUGUUAAUGUUGCUGAGCUAUGUAGGCUCUGUUUGUUUUUAACAAGUAGGUGUCAAAUGUAAUAUAUAUAUUUAUAUAUUACAAUAGAAUAAUGUGCUAUUUAAUCAAUCUUUUGACAAUGUAGAAGUGAAAAUUGUAUAUUGUUCGUAGAUUUCUUCGUGUAUAAUAUUCUAGAUUGGAAGAAAAAUAUUCAGCAGAGUGUGUGCUGUAAUAUUGUUGCACAAUAUAUUUAUAAAGAAAAAGUAUUAUAGAAAAGUUGUUUUAAAACAUUAUAUUUUGUAAAUACAUGUUAAUUUGAAAAAGAUUUACUGUUUUGUACUGCUUAAUCAUUUUUUGCAUUUGGCUUGAGUUACUCGCUCACAUAAUACAUAAGACAAAAAUGUGUACGUUUGACGGAGCAAAACAAUAUUUUAUUGUAUUUUAUUGUGUAAAGACCUGUACACACAUUGUUACAUUAUUCAUGUGAUUGUUUUAACAUCAUUGAGUUUUUGUACAAAAUAUUCGAAAAUUUUACCAAAUACAUAGUGAAUGGAAUGAACACAGGUUGUUUUGCAGAUAUCUUGAGAAAAUUCCCUUUAUUCAACCGCUCAUCAUAGGAACACGAUUAGUUGGUUUU